Messenger RNA from Apodemus sylvaticus (European woodmouse), 3383 nucleotides. It is a transcript of the gene Pard6b, whose product is annotated as par-6 family cell polarity regulator beta. Gene Ontology annotation, molecular function: protein kinase C binding. The transcript is spliced from 3 exons. Lineage: Eukaryota; Metazoa; Chordata; Mammalia; Rodentia; Muridae. Gene Ontology annotation, biological process: regulation of cellular localization; establishment or maintenance of cell polarity; centrosome cycle. The record is from RefSeq and is a predicted model, not a curated record. The coding region runs from base 375 to 1493 and encodes 372 amino acids. Gene Ontology annotation, cellular component: apical plasma membrane; cell cortex; nucleus.
CCGAGGCUGCAGGUGAGCGCGCGCACGUGCCGCGGCUGCGGCCCUGCUCGGUGCACGAGCACCGGGCCGCGCGCGUGCCCGCAGGGAGGCAGCGGAGAAGAGCGGCUGCGGACGCAGUGGGAUUGAUUGUGCUCCGCCCUCUCCUCACCGCGGCCGCCGCCGCCCCCGAGCCUCGCUGGGAGGGACUCGUGUCCCCGCCUGCUGCACUGGCAGUCCGACCCUCAGGCCGCCGCGGAGCAGCCGGCCCAGCGCUGCGCGGACCUCAGCAGGUGCGGUGACGAGGCGCGGUGCGGCGCUUCGAGUCCCGAGCCCGCGCUCCGCGGCCCCGCUGCCCGCGCUCCCGAGGGCCGGCCGCCGCCGGCCGGACACUCAGCAUGAACCGCGGCCACCGGCACGGGGUGAGCAGCGGCUGCCUGGGCACCAUGGAGGUGAAGAGCAAGUUUGGAGCUGAGUUUCGCCGGUUUUCACUGGAAAGAUCCAAGCCUGGAAAAUUUGAGGAGUUUUAUGGACUGCUGCAACACGUUCACAAGAUCCCCAAUGUCGACGUGCUGGUGGGCUACGCAGACAUCCACGGGGACCUGCUGCCCAUAAACAAUGACGACAACUACCACAAGGCGGUUUCCACCGCCAAUCCACUGCUCAGGAUUUUUAUACAGAAGAAGGAGGAAGCCGACUACAGCGCCUUCGGCACCGACACCCUCAUCAGGAAGAAGAACGUGCUGAGCAACGUGCUGCGGCCCGACAACCACAGGAAGAAGCCUCACAUCGUCAUCAGCAUGCCGCAGGACUUCCGGCCUGUGUCCUCCAUCAUCGACGUGGACAUCCUCCCGGAGACGCACCGCAGGGUCCGGCUGUACAAGUACGGCACGGAGAAGCCCCUGGGCUUCUACAUCCGGGACGGCUCCAGCGUCCGGGUGACCCCGCACGGCUUAGAGAAGGUCCCCGGGAUCUUCAUCUCCAGGCUCGUCCCCGGCGGGCUGGCCCAGAGCACCGGUCUGCUGGCCGUCAACGACGAGGUCUUGGAAGUGAAUGGCAUAGAGGUGUCGGGGAAGAGCCUGGACCAGGUGACUGACAUGAUGAUAGCCAACAGCCGCAACCUCAUCAUCACCGUGCGGCCGGCCAACCAGAGGAACAACGUGGUGCGCAACAGUCGGACUUCGGGCAGCUCCAGCCAGUCCACCGACAACAGCCUCCUGGGCUACCCCCAGCAGGCAGAGGCCAGCUUCGAGCCCGAGGACCAGGACAGCGAUGAGGACGACAUCAUCAUCGAAGACAGUGGGGAGCCACAGCAGAUCCCGAAGGCCACCCCCGACGCCCAGAGCCUGGAGUCGCUGACGCAGAUCGAGCUCAGCUUUGAGUCGGGACAGAACGGGUUCUCCGCGCCCCAGGACACGAGCCUGGUGCCCGUGUCCAGCAGCCCGGACACGGAGCCCGCCAGCAGGGCUCCGGACCAGAAACUCUUAGAGGAAGACGGAACCAUCAUAACGUUGUGAGCAGCCAGGUUGUUUCCUGAGUGAGGGUAUGAGGAGCACUGGAAGUGUGGGCACAUGAUGGAUGGAUGGACGGACGGACGGACGGAUGGACGGACGGACGCUUGGGCCUCUCUGGGCCGCAAGUGUGGCUGGGUGGGUGGGUGGCGGCCACUGUGACCUGAGGCCUUAGCCACAGGGCAGAUGCUCCUCUCUGACACAGACCUGCCUGAGCAGUGCUGAGGUGCCUGGUCCCCUGCCCGCACAGCCCACCCCUUGCCCUCUGUGAGUCUGAUGUCUGUUAGACACUGGGAACCUUGGUUCUUAGAUUCCAGCGCUGAUGUUUGCUGACUUUAAAGUGUUCCUCUGUUAACUGUGACGACGCAUUAUUUUUUCAUGCGCAGGUUUUGUUGUCUUCCUGUUUUCUAAGACUUUAGCUGGCCAUGUUUAGGGGUGACGCUCCCCAGCCCCAGAGCAGCCCCUGGUGUCCCCACCCUGGGGCUGUACAGCUGCAGGGUGCCGCAGUUCUUCAUCCCAGUCCACUGAAGAUUAUCUCAGUGUGUGUGUGUGUGUGUGUGUGAGAGAGAGAGAGAUGCAGCACAGCACAGUUAGUUGGCUCCCACACUCUUUCAGUGUAUCAGACAGUGUGGAUCAUUGGAUAAAAAGGCCCCCAGGUUGAGAGACUUACACACAAUGCAAAUGUGCACUUUUUUUUUAAUUCUAAAAACAGAGUUUUCUUCUGGGGAUUCUAGGGUGCUGCCUGCAUUGGGGGAAACUCGUGUCAAGUCCACCACUCACAGGGGUGGUGAGUCUUCGAGUCUAUUUAUUCUUAUUCUGUCCUGUGUGUCCAUUCAGGACGAGGUAACUGCAGUCGUCUUCCCUUACCUGGUCCCCUCCUGUCACAUGUGGUCGGCGAGACCCACAUGUGUGGCUCCGACCACCCGGAGGCCCCGAGGUGGACACUUAUUUAUUUCUAAACCUUACGGUGGCCGAGUGUGGGCGCCUCAGCUGUGUACUGACUCCGCGUUGAAGGACUUUUCUCCCCUUAGUAAGAGCCGGCAGAAAUGAAGUCUUGAUCCGAUGAAGGGCACAGGACUCUGCAAGCGCCUGGCUGAGGCUGGGCGCAGUGACCCCACGACGACGACCGUGGCAUUCACGGAGUCCCUCCUCCCACACGGCACGGCUUGCUAACACGGUUCCCCCUCUGACACUGCGCCCCACGGUAUGGCUCUCGGGGAGGAGCCGUAGGCACAGAAGGCUCAGUGUACAUGUGAAUUAGGGGUGCGUGGGAUCAAUGUUGUAAGUAAGGAUAUUUCACACACUACCUCUCUUCUCUCUCUCUCUCUUUCUUUUUUUAACAGAGUUUUAACAUAGAACUUUUAUCUUGGGGAAGAAAAACUUCAGGGCUUGACUUUUGUACAAAUUUUAACUGUAAAACAGAUUUCUCUUCUAUCUGGAAAUGGAGAUCAGGGCUGACACUGAUUUUAAUUUAAAGGACAAUCGUGUUAGCAAUGAGGUCGGACGGAUGAAGCGAGUGGUCGGUCAGUAGACCUGCUGUGAGGCUGUGGGGUCCCGCCCUGUCCAGUCCGUCGCUCCAUUCACGCGAGGCAUCUUAGAACCCAGCGUCAGCAGGUUAGCGUGCAGUGCUAUUGUCCCAAACGUCGAGCCUCACUGUGAAUCCUCUUCUGUCCUAAGUCAACCUUGUCAACCAGAUGCUGGGCUGUUGUGAACCAUGAACUUUCUAAUUAAAUUUUACAUGCUAUAACAUGAUUUUUACAUGAAUGAUACUUUGUUUAAACUAUUAAAUGUCAGUAUUUUACUACAAUUUUAUUAUAAAAUGUACAUUAUCACUAAAUGAACUUUGAUUUUAAAAAUCAAGUUAGCUUUAGUUACAUAUUAUUUUUUACAAAUAAA